UUCACACAGGUGCGUGCGGCGUGCUGCUCUCAGAAUCAUAACUUAAAUGUACCAAGUACCGGAUAACAUCUGAUGCGUGCGCCCAAAGUGAAGCCAACACGUUUGUUCUCUGGGAAGAGAUAAUGAUGGCGCUGUGGCAGGAAGACUCUUCCAGUAUCCUGGAGGAUGAGCUGACGUGCCCUGUCUGCUUGGACCUGUUCCGUGACCCCCACCAGCUGCCCUGCGGCCACAACUUCUGCUUGCCGUGCCUGCAGCGCCUCGGCGGGGGCAGCGGCCGCAGUAGCCUAAGAGGCUCCCUGUCUUCCUCCUCCUCCUCCUCGGUUCUGCCAGGCCGUAUCCGCUGCCCGGAGUGCCGCAAGCAGCACCGCGGCUCGGCCGGCGUGCAGCGCAACUUCAAGCUGGCCAACAUCGCCGACGGCUACCGGCAGAAGAGGGACCAGCACGGGGCGGCCGCCCAGCAGGGCGCGAGCACGAGCGGCGGUGGCGGCGGCGACGCUGUGGCCCGGAGCGCGAGGCCAGGCCGCGCCAGCACUCCCAUGCACUGCGACUUCUGCCCCCAGCCCUCGGACGCCAGCGCCGGCGGCUCGCGGGACGCGUGCCCGUCAGAUGUGUCUUCCUCCUCCUCCCCACCUUCCUCCUCCUCCUCCUCCUCUUCCCCUUCCGUCUCUCCCUCCUCCUCUUCCUCUUGCGCCACAGCUGGGCUGGCGGUCAAGAUGUGCCUGAAGUGCGAGGUGUCCAUGUGCGUGGAGCACCUGCGGCCGCACCUGGAGCUGCCGGCCUUCCGCGGGCACACGCUGGUGGAGCCGCACGCCGACCUGCGCGUCCGCCGAUGCCCGAAGCACGAGGAGGCCUUCCGCUACUACUGCAUGGAGGAGCACGUGUGCUUGUGCAGCUCCUGCAUCGUCGUCGGCGAGCACAGCGGCCAUACCAUCAAGACCCUCAAGGACACCGUGAAGGACAUGAAGUUCACAUUACAAAAGCAACUCCAAAGAGUCACCAGGAAGAUUAGUAAAGUUGAAAAAACAUUGCAGGACCAUAAUGAUCAAGAACGGAAAAACAAGGCGUUCCUGGACGAUACGGACCAGCGGGUGGCGGUGCUGGGGGACGUGCUGAACGUGCAGGUGGCGGGGCUCCUGACCGCUCUGCGGGAGUGCACCUCGGCCCACUGCGGCGCCGCCACGGGCAGUGCCCCCCAGUCUGAGGUGCAGCAUGCCCGCGGACGCAUCGCUCGCGACCAGGAGAGCCUGCUGGGAGUCCAGCGCAACCUCCAGGGCCUGAUGGACGAGAGCGACCCUUUCACCUUCCUCAAGGAGUAUCACACAACAGGGAAAAGGAUGCGGCGUCUCUUGAGGAGGCCGCUGUACACCCCGGACUUCUGCGGCGUGGACACCGAAGCGCUCGCCAUGAGCAUGGAGAACAAGAUGGAGGACUUUCUGAUGUCGCUGCGACAGCACGGCAAUAACUUCAUCGACACCGUCUGUUCCAUGCAUGAAGAGGAACAGGGGGAAAACUACCACAGUGAGAAUGACAAUGAAGACGAAGACAACGAGGAUGAUUUUGAAGAGCAUCACUUCAGCGAUAGCGAUGUUGAGGAAGAUGACGAGUCCAGUACAGAGGAGGAAGAGGAAGAGGAGGAAGAUGAUGGAGACCACAGUGGAUCAAUUGAUGACUCCUACAGCCCAGAGGAAGAGGAAGAAGAAGAGGAGGAGGAGGAGGGUAACAUUGAUGAGGAAGAGGCGGAUGACGAUUCCUCAUCCGAUUAACCUGGCCAUAUGUGUAAACCUAUCUUCAUGUCUGUUUACAUACAUAAUAUGUGAUUACUAUUCUAGACAAUUGAUGGCCAUAUUCUGUGUAGCAUUUAACAGGGUUCCUAAGUUUACUUUGAAAUCUGUUGAAAAUGUUGGUUAAUUGUACCAAUUGUUAAGCAUUGAUCCAUAGGAAAUGUAUCAGUAUGUAUGUUAAAUGAGACUAAUGAAGUUGCAGACUAUGGCCAUGUUAUUCAUAUGCAUAAAAUGCAGAUAUUUGUCUUAAGGUUAAAAGAGGUGAAUAUUCAAUAUAGAUAUUAUUUUUUUGAUAAAUAUUUUUGAAAAUCUGGGGAACAUUUUUUUUGUAUAUUAAUCUUUUAAAAUUAUAUUUUUUGAGAUGUUAUCUAUUGUUGCUCUAUUGUUCUAUUAUCUAUUGUUAUAUGAUGCCACUUUUGUUAAAACACAGUAAUAAAGAAUACAGUAUUGUU
Molecule: messenger RNA, 2233 nt
Organism: Sardina pilchardus (European sardine)
Lineage: Eukaryota; Metazoa; Chordata; Actinopteri; Clupeiformes; Clupeidae
Exons: 7
Coding region: 123-1763 (546 amino acids)
Molecular function (GO): zinc ion binding
Source: RefSeq, a predicted model, not a curated record